CUUAAUCUCUCUUCUCAUCGUUUUGUAGUCUUAUUGAUUUGUAAGAGCCUAUUUAUUGUCAUAUGCUGGACCAGCAAGACAUAUCACAAUGAUACAGAUUAUUAUAUCUAUUCUUAUUCUUUUUCAAUUUUUCUCUUUUGAAAUACCCAUAUCCUUCUCUUUGGAGUAAACACUACUCGAUCAUCACUUGAAAAAGUGCAAUCAAAACCAUUCACAUCCACCUAGCCAUUUUGUUUGAAACCAUAUGAUAGGGAUGAGUGGAAUAAUAUUGUAUGAUGUAGUUGGAAUUGUUGGCUUCUUCUUCAUCUGUCAUGCCCUGUUGCUAUCUUAUGUUAGUGCUAAAGACACACUUGCGCCUGGAGAAUACAUAUUACCCACUGAUGAAGUUUACUUGAGGUCUUCAAACAAAAUCUUCGAGUUAAAACUCAUCAGGGGGCCGCCGGGCAAUAGCUCUACCUCUAGCUGCUAUUUGUGUAUACAGUUCACAGAGUAUCCAAUCCUUGCAGCUUCCCAACAAAUGAUUGUUUGGGUAACUUGGCUCGGCCAAGCUGAAACUUCUUCCGUCCCGGUGUUAAAAAUGGAAAGAGACGGCCGGUUGGUGGUAUCUGCUGAUCAUGAAUUCGUUGUAAACGAUGAUCGACAAUAUCCAUAUGCUAUGAACACAACCGCAACUCUACUUGAUACGGGCAACUUAGUCUUGCGAAUAGUAGGGGGUCAUACCCAUACGUCGUGGCAAAGUUUCGAUCAUCCCACUGCUAAUACUUUGCUCCCGGGUAUGAUAUUGGGUAGUAGAUUCGGGGUGAAAACUCGAGGGGUCCAUUGUUUGACUUCUUGGACUAGUGAGGGGAACCCUUCUCCUGGUGAUUUUAGCUUGUGUGUUGAUCCAAACAACCCCAAGCAGCUAAUUGCCACACGAAAAGGGAUUGUUUAUUGGAACAGUGGGGUCUUGAGUGAACACAACAAUAAUUUCCCAUUUCUUCCUGUCCUUUCGCAUCAUCUCACAUAUUUCUUUAGUGACAAUGAAAGCUAUUUUGCUUGGGAUGGAAAUGUAGACCCGCAUUCAACCUUCAUCAGAAUUUUAGCAACCGGUGAAAUUUCAGUAGCGAUAAAUCAUGAUAGAAACUUAUCAAGAGCAUCAAUUAAUUGUGAUCAUAAUGGUACUUACUAUUCCAACGAGGGGUGCGUAACAUCAUCCGAUUGUACUGCUCGAGACAAGUUCAGUUCAACUACUGCUUUCAUCCAAUGGGAACUACAGUUAAAUGAUACCAAAGGUGACUGCAAUGAAAUGUGUGUAAACAAUUGUUCUUGCAACGCUUAUGCUACACUUGAAUCUGAUGGAACAGGCUGCAAAUUUUCUUCUUUCACUGCUUACCGUUACGUGUCUAAUGGGGGCGAAACUUUUUACAUUCGAGAUGCAAAAACAGCAAAUCAAACCCAUCUUCCUCCACCUCCAUAUCCUGCUCCUGCUUUGACAAGGAGCAUGUCACACCACAGAAGAACAACAAUUGUAGCUGCUCUUACAGUAACGUUGUUUGUGACACUUGCUGUGGUUUUCCUAGUAUGGUAUAUGAAUCGAAGAAAAUGUUGCAGUUGCUUCGAAGCCCCAAUUGUACCGUCGUCAUCACAACAACUUGCUAGUAAGGAUGAGGAGUUACCUUUCUUCAAUUUCAAAAGCAUAGAGCUCGCCACAAAUUACUUUUCUGAUGAGAAUAAACUUGGUCAAGGAGGAUUUGGCCCUGUAUAUAAGGGGAUAUUAGCCAAUGGUCAAGAAAUUGCAGCAAAGCGGCUCUCAAAAAUGUCUGGGCACGGAAUUGAACAAUUCAAGAAUGAAGUUUUAUUAAUUUCAAAAUUGCAACACAGGAAUCUUGUUAGGCUUUUUGGUUGUUGCACUCAAGGAGAAGAGAGGAUAUUAAUAUACGAGUACAUUACAAAUAAAAGUUUGGAUUCAAUUCUUUUUGAUGCAAGAAAGAAAACCUGUCUUGAUUGGGGAAAGCGCGUCUCCAUAAUUGAUGGGAUUACGCAAGGGCUUUUGUACCUUCACAAAUAUUCAAGAUUGAAGAUUAUACAUAGAGAUUUGAAAACAAGUAACAUAUUAUUAGAUGUUCACAUGCAUCCCAAGAUUUCUGAUUUUGGAACGGCAAGAAUAUUUGAAGAUAGUGAUUCACCAAUAAACACAAAAAGCAUUAUUGGGACUUAUGGUUACAUGUCUCCGGAAUAUGCCAUGGAUGGUUGUUUCUCUGAGAAAUCAGAUAUAUUUAGUUUUGGAGUCAUGAUAAUAGAGAUUGUAAGUGGAAAGAGAAACAAUGGCUUCUACAAUCCUGAUCGUGUUUCAAACAUACUUGGCUAUGCUUGGGACUUAUGGAUAGAAGGGAGACUCUCAGACCUAAUAGAUUCUACAAUGGAAAAAACAAUUUCAAUUAUUGAAGCAACAAGAUAUAUUCAAGUAGGUUUGCUAUGCGUUCAAGAUAGUGCGACGGAUAGACCAACUAUCUCUGAUGUUGUAUCCAUGCUUGGUAAUGAAUUAAUAGUCUUACCUACUCCUAAACAACCUGGUUUCUCUGCCAUUAUUGGCUUAAAAUGUGUGGAUGUUGUUAAUAAUUUAAAAGCUUGCUCUUGUAAUGAUGUCACAAUUACAGAUAUUGAAGGUCGAUAGCCAUAGUUAGUACAUAUCAUUCUCUCAUUGUGAAAAGACUUUUUGGGUAGCUUUCAUUGUACAAUAAUUGCUGUUAAACUUCACCAAAGAUUGUAAAGCUAUUCUUAUCCUUGAAAGUGAGGCCUUUGCAAAA
This is a messenger RNA of Ipomoea nil (Japanese morning glory), 2786 nucleotides long. Its product is annotated as G-type lectin S-receptor-like serine/threonine-protein kinase At1g67520. Gene Ontology annotation, molecular function: protein serine/threonine kinase activity; ATP binding. Bases 245 to 2653 code for a protein of 802 amino acids. NCBI's taxonomy places the organism in Eukaryota, Viridiplantae, Streptophyta, Magnoliopsida, Solanales, Convolvulaceae. The record is from RefSeq and is a predicted model, not a curated record. Gene Ontology annotation, biological process: protein phosphorylation. The transcript is spliced from 8 exons.